Molecule: messenger RNA, 345 nt
Organism: Camellia sinensis
Lineage: Eukaryota; Viridiplantae; Streptophyta; Magnoliopsida; Ericales; Theaceae
Source: RefSeq, a predicted model, not a curated record
AUGCAACAAAACGAAACACAAAGCACGUGGGUGGGUCCCAGAUUGAUCUUGACCGUUGUCCAGAGGCUGAAGACAUACAAGGCCAAGGUGGUCGUCUUCCCAAGACGUGCUCGCAAGUUCAAGGCUGGUGAUUCUGCUCCUGAGGAAUUGGCAACAGCCACCCAAGUCCAAGGCUCUUACAUGCCUAUUGUGCGCGAGAAGCCAACCGUGGAGCUUGUCAAGGUCACAGAUGAGAUGAAAUCAUUCAAGGCCUAUGCCAAGCUACGUGUGGAGCGCACAAAUACACGCCAUGUUGGUGCCAGGUUGAAGAGAGCUGCUGAGGCUGAGAAGGAAGAAAAGAAAUAG